Molecule: messenger RNA, 2657 nt
Organism: Patiria miniata (bat star)
Lineage: Eukaryota; Metazoa; Echinodermata; Asteroidea; Valvatida; Asterinidae
Exons: 4
Coding region: 635-1792 (385 amino acids)
Source: RefSeq, a predicted model, not a curated record
GUGACGGACCAAAUAUAGCUUCAUGAAUACUCGUCAGGGCUGGCUGGUUCUUUACGUGGGUCGACAAACCGGCUGCGUCAUACAAAAACUACUUCCAUCUUGCAAAAAAAAGUACUGUUUAAUCGUCAUAUCUUGCUGCCCUUUGAGGCUAUAGUCGGGUUACGACAAUAUGCGAGUUUAACAUAGAUGACUUGACGGAUUAUUCAAUCGAGACAGAGUUCUUCUCGUGUUCAGUACAAGCCUGAUUCAUUUUCACACGCUGUACUGCGCAAAAGCCCAUAAUGCGUGGAUGACAAGUAUUUCAUAUUCGAUUGGAUUUCACAUAUGGAUUUGAGACAGGCAAGGCUUUUCAUAACUGUUUUCAGCAAGGUUGUGUUGCAGGGCCGGGGUUAGAGACUGCGGUUUUGGCUACCGGAUUACGCGUACAUACACGGUACUCUAGCUACUGGAAUUACGCUUGGCCCCUCGGCUACUUGAACAACUCAAUCUGAAAUAUCGUCGCUCCUGGAAUUACGCACGGGCAGCAAGUUCAAGGGAUUUGCAGUAGACUGUCGGUGCCUUUAGCCUUACCCUUACAUCAUCAACGUACCUCGCCCUUGCCAUUGGAGUAUCUUGCUCACAUAGACAGCUCAUCAUGAAUCGGCAAAAUGAAAAGUCAUUUUGCAUUAUGUUUUGUGCUUUUAUUAUGACGAGUUCAGCUGCCGGUGAAGUUACUUCACAGGCACCUUUUGUGAAAGCGUAUAUGGACAGGCAGCUACACGAUCAGGGAUACGGGUGCGGGGCCACGAUUCAAGACACGGUGUCCGGGGAGAUCUCUUCCUUCAUCCCGGCUAAUACCCCGGCCUUCAACUGCAGCCUGACGGUGGUCUCCCCGCCGGGCACCCGCUUGAGCUUGACCGUCACUCGUGUCCACUUGGUCACUCUCAACCUCAAUACAUGCGAAGGCAACCGGCUUAAGAUCCUGAGUGAUGAGGAGGAGGGUUCCACUUCCCUACUGCGCUCCUUCCCUAACGGUCUAUGCGGCUACACCAAGCCCAGCCAGUCGGUGCUCUCCCCCGGUAACCGAGUGCACCUGCUGCUUGAAUCGCACGAGACAGCUGUGGAGAACACGUUCAAUCUAAGCUACACUGCCUUUAAGACGACAAUAGAUGAUGACUGUUUCGCAUGUGACGUUUUUGGGAACACUGACACACCGUUCUGCAUCGAUCCCAGACUGGUGUGCGAUGACCGGCAAAACUGCCCACGAACUACCGAAGAAAUCCCAGCAAAUUGCAUGGCUUCCUCGGCACCACCGUCUGGAUCGGGAAACAUUGUCAUCAUUGUCAUUGUUUGUGUCUUGGCUGUUGUGCUCGUUGUGGUCCUUAUCUUCAUCAUUCUGGCAGUCAUGGCCAAGAGGGCGCAAUCCAAACGAAACCGAGGCAGUGCAGGCCCCGGCCAAUCUGAGAGGGCCAGCCAGUCCCGAAGGGUUGCGGCGCCACCGGGCCUGAUGGUUGAUCUCGACCGUCACCAAGGGUACGCCGACGUACCCGAGCUAUACGAGCUCGCUCCGCGCCCGCCGCCGCCGCAGCUGCUCAGCCAACCACGCGGUCCCCCGCCGUCCUUCACCGUGGAUGGAGAGCACCAUGGUGGAUUUCAGCCGGUCACCGCCGGGCGAUUUCCUGGGGCACCCCCUGCUUAUUCCACCCUCCCAAGGCCCAGGGAACAGUCACUUCAGAUGGCCGAGAAUACAAACCCAACAUCUAGAUCGCGGAUUGCCAGCACUGACGAGGAAGUAGAACCCCGUACUCCAUGAAAUAGCCAGUCAUCACGAGUUUGCCAAACAAGUAAAAUGAUCUACUUUAAGGAUAAAAUCAUGGCGUGUGUAUUCUAUUGUAUUGUAAUUGGCGCGUCUCUCAGUGAAGGAUUUGUGUCAACGAUUCCCUGAAAUAGAUACUUGUCUCUUUUUGUAUAAAAAAAAAAAAAAAAAAAAAAAAAGGGAGGUAUUGUAAAAUUGCAUUUCAAGAUUUAAGAAUAUUCGUAAUUUCGUGUCAUGGAGGGGGAUACUUUUUGGGUGGAAAACUGCAGAGUCGGUUACCAAUUGCCCCAAUACUCUUGUGUACGCUCAUCUACCGUGUUUAUAACGAGAUGAAAAUACAAAGUCUUGUCUGGAUAAUGUUUGGAAUACCGGUGUGGUGUGAAAUUUGGAUUCUGUGGAAUCUGGGCGAAUGGGUAGUAUUACGCAUGCCUUAGUGACCGUUAUUACGACAUGUGACAGGUCACGUUUUAGAUUAGAGUCCAUAUAAGGUAAAAGACACUAGAUUUCAUAGGAGCUCACCAGAAUUGUUUCUUCAUGUGAGAACUAGUUCGCCAUAAGCAACCAAAAAAUCGCCUCUUUUUAACUUUUAAUAGGCUACAUAACUCAUGUAUUCCGAUAGUGCACAAUUUGCACCAUUUAUAAGGAACAUUGUAUCGUAGGUUUGAAUGUAACAAAACAUACAAAUAUCACAGAUGAGCACAUGCUGUCACUACAUGCAAAACGUACCGUAGUCGUGUUUCAAAUUCCCGAUUCCUUGCAAAUUAUUAACAGAAUUGCUUUUCGCCAAAGAGUGCUGUGGCCUCGUGGUUAAGGGCACUGGAUUCGUGGUCUGUGGGUAAAGCUGCGGGUUGUGGGUUCGUGU